UCUUAAAGCGGCGAUGCGGUAUACACCCCACGCCUUCCGUUAUCUUUUCUUCUCCUUCCCAUCGCUCCUUGUUUCUUGCUGAUGGAGGCCGUACUCCUAAACUCCGCACUCCGCCUCCUCUUGCCCACUCCAACUCGCCCCUCGCUCUACCCCGUCUCCAUCCCCCAAACCCUCUCCUUCUCCUCGAGCCUCUCCCCCCCGCGCUUCCCGAUACGCAUUUCUUCCCGUUCCCAUUCGCUACCGGGAUUUUUCUCGCAUCCCUCGCGGAAUUGGAGGCCGUUCCAUGUCUCGGCUAGCGCGGUUGCUGUGCAGAAAACGGGGAAAGAUCGGUCUCCAGCCGAUGUUCUUGUCACCGAGACGAAGGAGCCUAACUCCAGUGUUAGAUUAAGUGUAGAAGUUCCUCCAGCAGUAUGCCAACAAUGCUACAGAAAAGUCUUAGAUGAAUUUGCUAAGCAAGCAAAGAUUCCUGGAUUUCGUCCUGGAAAGAAGGUUCCAGAAAAUAUACUUGUCAACUACAUUGGUGGAAACAAUGUGCAGCAGGCUGCUAUUGAAGCAACUUUGAAGAAAACACUUCCACAGGCCAUGGCUUCGGUGGAGGGAAGGGCUCUGAAGGAUUCCGUGCGGAUCGUAACUAAGUUCUCUGAGAUGUAUGAUGUCUUCUCUCUCCAAGAUGCCUUCAGAUAUGAAGUUGUGGCUGAUGUGGCUCCUGAAGUCAAAUGGCUGUCAGAGAAUAAAUACAAAAAUUUGAAGAUUGUUGUCGAGAUAGACAAUAUCAUUGAAGCUCAAAGUGCCUCUGAAAGAGAGCUACAACGGCGUCACAAGGCUCUAGGUUUGCUGAGAAUUGUAACUGAUAGGGGUUUGCAGAUUGGCGAUCUUGUGGUCCUUGAUAUAUUUGCAAAAACCAUUGGACAAGAUGAGUCUGAAGGUGAAAAAAUCCCAUCUGCUGAGACAAAAGGAUUCCAUUUGGAUACUGAAGAGAGUGAUAACCUCCUGCCUGGGUUUCUUGAUUCAAUUAUUGGGAUUCGACAAGGUGAAACAAAAUCAUUUCCCCUUCAGUUUCCAGAAUCAUGGGAACAGGAAAAUCUUCGAGGCGUCCGUGCUCAAUUUACUGUUGAGUGCAAAGAGCUUUUCUACAGAGAUUUACCACAACUGGAUGACUCUCUUGCUGAAAAUGUCCUUCCUGGAUGCAAUUCUUUGGAUCAGGUUCGAGAAGCAAUACUGCAGAGAUGUAAAGAAGUUGAGCAAACUGCGAUAGAACAAGCAACGGAUAAUGCAAUUCUGGAUCAACUGAGCAAGAUUGUUGAAGUUGAUAUUCCUAAAUCCUUGUUGGAAGAACAAGGAAGACAGCUAUAUGGAGCCAAACUCUUGCAGCUACAGGUGGAGAAGAAAAUAAAUGAAAGCCAACUAGCAUCUCUUUCAAGUGAAAGGGCAGUAGGUCAGUUCAUCAACAACGAGAAGGAGAAUAUUUCAAAGAUAAUAAAACAAAUGCUAGCUGUCGGUGAGAUAUUCAAGUGUGAAAAUUUGCAGUUUUUGACUGAGGAGCUUGUUAAAGAGGUUGAGAAUUCUAUCGCAGAGUUCAAACGCCAUAAUCAAGAGUAUGAUGAGGAGCGUGUGCGAGAGCAGGUCCAGGAUGUCCUGGAGGGAGCAAAGGUGCUUGAAUGGUUGAGAGAGAAUGCUGAGAUCCAGUAUGUGAAGCAGUGAGUUCCCAGGGUCCAGGCAUUGCAGAUAAUUUCUUUUACAAGGGCAUGGAUUCAGAUUUGUAGAGAAACAUAAGAGGCAUUGUAGUUGAUCACAACUUAAUGCCCUCUUCUCCUUUCAGUAGUUGAUUGGCCCCUUUGUUGUCACUGGCUUGGUGACCUUUUUAGCAACGAAGGUAGUCGGCAUCAUCUCUUAUCAGCAACUUUUAUUUAGCAUCGGCAUGGUAUAGAAAUGCUGCAAGAGUUUGUAUAUGCAACAUUAGGGCCCUUCUAACCUACUAUGAAAUUAUUACUUUGUAACCAUAAGCUACUACUGAAUGUGACAAAUCAUUCUCUUCUCAUGACCUUUUCUGCAGUUGUUUUAACUGCACACAAGAUUAAAG
Molecule: messenger RNA, 2080 nt
Organism: Musa acuminata subsp. malaccensis (wild Malaysian banana)
Lineage: Eukaryota; Viridiplantae; Streptophyta; Magnoliopsida; Zingiberales; Musaceae
Product: trigger factor-like protein TIG, Chloroplastic
Biological process (GO): protein unfolding; protein transport; 'de novo' cotranslational protein folding
Molecular function (GO): ribosome binding; protein folding chaperone; peptidyl-prolyl cis-trans isomerase activity
Source: RefSeq, a predicted model, not a curated record